AAGCACCUUUGCUCUGUAAUAUUCAUUUACAAGAAGUCAUUUUGCUCACGGAAUACGUGUGUGUGCUCUGGGCUCUUCCUACAGAUAAGGAAUACUGGUGCCGUAGUUGGAUCAGAGGGGGACACAUUGGAUCCAGGACCCACCACAACCGAGAUCCGCUGGGACUACGUCUCAUCGACUAGAGAUAAAGGACGUACAAUACAUUUACAGAGGGGUUCUAGAGUGAAUCAGGAACAUAGAGGUCAGAAGGUGUGAGAAACAACCGAAACCUAAGGCUGUUGCCAAGAAGUGGCAUAACUGUCUCCAAACCAUGGAGGGUGGAGGAAAGGAAUUACUUCACAUGGAUAAGCUUUUGGAAGCCCUGCCAACAAAGGGAAGAAGCGCUCUACAAUUCAUACCAGGCCAAAGAAACGACGAAGUGCUCCUACAGUUAAACCUUAAAGACUAUAAGACCAAUAAAUUAACACUUCAGCAAGUCCUGUCCGUUGGAGAUGAGGUUCUAAGAAGCCUCGACCUCAACACUCCAAAAGGUGAAGCAUGGAGCUUCCUUAGAAAACUUAUUGCCUUGGAUGAGACUGCCAGAAACACAAGACCAUGGAUGUCUGACUUAUCCAGACGUAGCCUCUUCACUGAUGAGGAGGAGGAUUUUGACUGUAAUCCUUGGAACCGGCAUUCAUGUUCUAUCCACCCACUUGAUGUGCUUUGUGCCGUUCUGCACAGUUCAGAUCAUUUUUUGCAGCAGGAAAUAAUAUCGAAAAUGUCCACGUGCCAAUUUGCUGUCCCUCUACUGCUCCCCUCUGGUGAGGGUAAGCAGUACACUCUCAUGUUAUGGACCAUGAGAGAUAUUGUGAAAAAGUGGAGACCUUGGUCACUAUUAAGUACUAAGGGCUUUAAAGAGGAGAGCUUGGUUCACAUAGCCAUGCCAACAUUCUCAUUUGUGAGACUGGGCCAAUGUCUUUUAUCCAAGUCUAGAAUCCUUAAUCAGACCCUCAGCCCCACUUAUACGCAUCAUGACUUCUUUGUGCACCGGGACCAGGAGUGUGGAUACAAGCCAAAGGAAAUUUCAGACGGAUUAGUGGAAAUAGCCUGGUAUUUUCCAGGGGGCAGAGAAACUUCCGAUAUUUUCCCUGAACCCAUUGCCGUUACUAAUCUUCGGGGGGAUCUGAAGUCAAAGAAGGAUCAGUUGAGUUUCAUGGCACAGGUGUCUUCCGCUGUGUUUGUGUUUACCGAAGAUAUUGAUGAGGAGAAAUAUAAAUUGCUGCUAAAUUCUGUAGGAACAAUCCCAAACUGUUAUUUUAUUAUCUGCCCAGCCGAUGGCAAACGUGCCAGCGAGGAAACAAAAAAAAUUCUUGCCAAAUUAUGCUCCGAAUUAAACUUAAACAAAAAGAACGUAUUUGUAAAAGACCCACAGAUUAAUGAAGCUGCCCUGGUGAAACACCUGCAAAAUCUCAUUAGAAAUGUAAUUAGAAAGUCACCCAAACAGAUCAAACUGGAGGCCAUGGCAGAAAUCGCCGGUAAAUUCAAUUUCAAAGUGGACGAGAAUGCCAAGGAAUGCCAGAAAGCAAAACAACGCGUUCUAGAGAUUACCAGUAGAAUAAACGACAUUGGCCAAUACAAAAGAGAAACUAUGAAGCUUCAGGAUAAGUUUUGGAAACAAGUGACCAAAAAUGAGAAGGAACUGUGCAGAAUGAGGGAACAAGGCGAUAGGAAUGGGGAAAACUACAGGUCGGAGUUAAUUAAGCAAAAUGUAGAGCUCCGAAGAGCUCAAAAUCAGCAGAUUCUUCCAGAUGGAAUCGGUAAAUUUGGGAAAGCUCUUAAUGACUUGGCACAUGUAGAAAAGCUUUACUUUCUGAAAUGGAUGAAAUUUGAACUAGGUUCUAAAGGCAGGAAAACGUUAUCCAUAUUACAGAAUGACUACAAGAAGAUGUGUAACCAUGUAACCAGCAUGGAUCAGCUUAAUAAAAAAGAUCAGGAUAUUUCUGAAAGUUCCCUGGGCAUUGAACAUUUUCUACGUGAGUUGGGUCAGUUUUAUGAAGCAGAAUGGUUUACAGCAAAAGAUGGAACGUUAAAGAUGGAGCAGAAAAGGUUCCGUAAUCUCCCAGGUGUUGCAGCAGAUCUGCUACUGGAUGGGUUCCCUUUGGAGCUAAUGGAUGGAGAUUCCUCCAAUAUCCCUCUGCAGUGGGUUACAGAUGUCCUGACUGAGCUGGAUAAUAAAACAGGAGGGAAAUGCAGAAUGAGGGUUAUCACGGUGCUGGGAGUGCAGAGCACAGGGAAAUCCACCCUCCUGAACACCAUGUUUGGGCUGCAGUUCCCUGUGGCCAGUGGGCGAUGCACACGAGGAGCCUUCAUGACCUUUAUCAAAGUAAAGGAAGACUUCCAAAAAGAACUGGACUGUGUAUUUAUUCUAGUGAUCGACACCGAAGGUUUAAAAGCCCCAGAGCUGGCUUCAAUAGACGGAAGUCACGAGCAUGACAACGAGUUGGCAACUCUUGUCGUGGGGUUGAGCGAUAUCACCAUAAUUAACAUGGCCAUGGAAAACACCACGGAAAUAAGAGACACACUGCAGAUUGUGGUCCAUGCAUUCCUUAGGAUGAAAGAAGUAGGUAAGAAACCGAGCUGCCAGUUUGUGCAUCACAAUGUGAGCGAUGUUUCUGCUCAUCAGUUGAACAUGAGGGACAGAAAGAAACUCCUGGAUCAGUUGGAUGAAAUGACAAGGGCUGCAGCAAAAAUGGAAAAGAGAGGUGGAAUCACGGCAUUUAGUGAUAUAAUGACCUAUGACCUUGAAGAGCAAAGCUGGUACAUACCUGGACUGUGGCAAGGAGUGCCACCCAUGGCCCCCAUUAACUCUGGAUACAGUGAGAAUAUCUCUAUACUGAAAAGGCAUAUGUUUGAAACUCUGAAGACUAAAUUGAAAGCACAGAAACCACAGAAUAUUCAUUCAUUUCUCACGUGGGUAAAAAGCCUAUGGAAAGCGGUGAAACACGAAAAAUUCCUUUUCAGCUUUAGAAACAGUUUGGUGGCAGAAGCUUAUGACCAGCUCUCCAUGAAAUACUCGGAGCUUGAAUGGACCUUCCGCAAGGGGAUGUACAACUGGAUGACUGAAAUGCAAACUGCAAUCAAAAACCACAAAACAGAACUUCAGACCAAUGCAAUAAAGGACUAUGAACACUCGAUGAGGAAAACGUUAGAGCAAGAAGAGAAAACCAUGUCGGCACUGUUGGAAGCGUACUUUGAAGGUGGCUCUGAUAAUAUCAAUCUUGUAGAGAGAUACAGAGAAGAUUUCUUCAGAAGUAUAAAAAAUCUGACAAAAGAGCUCGAGAGAUAUUUAAACUCGAAGCUUUCGGAGGCAGUUCGCAUUCAAAGAGAGAUGUGCAAGAUACAAGAUAUACAAAAUAGCUGCAUUAAGACAAUUGAAGGCAAAGUUGACUCACUUUUGAAAUACUGUAAGAGUAGGCAAGUAAGGCCUAGUGACAUGGACCUGACACGUGAAUUUGAUACCAUGUGGCAAGGUACAAUAGAAGGACUGGAUUUACGUCCUUUAGAGAAGCAUAUUGUUGGCCAUAGCAUGCUGCAACAGUUGAAAAAAGAGCUGAGUAACAAGGGUGGUUACAUAAAUAAACUGCUAGUCGGUGUAACAAGUCUUUCCGACUCACAGGAACCCUUUGUAAUAAAAGACAAGUACUUAGAUUUAGCCUGGUACGAGAAAUGUAUCAACACCAUGUGGUAUAAAGUAGCAGGACUUACACAGGACUAUUACAAACAGGAAUACUGCUAUAAAAUAGAGACUCUUGUAGACGUCUUAACGGAUCGCUGCAGUAGGUAUGUUAUGGAGAAAUUCAACUCCCAACAGGACUACCAUGAGACGUUCUGUCACGAGCUGCUCAACAUGGUCAACGAGCAGCUUCAGAAGAAAGAAGUACGAGAUAUCCACGCCACCGACUGCUUGGAGUUAGACUUGAAGCUCCGCAUCUUAGGGACGGCGGCACCAAGGUUCCAAGCAAUGCACAAUUAUUUCCUCCAAAGCAAUGAUCCCGCGCGGUGCCUGGAAUCCUUAAGAUCUCGGUAUUUCCUGACUUUCAAAGACAUAUUCCAGGAGAAGGACCAAAGCCGGAACAGGGCUAGACAGUUCUGCGAGCAGUGCCUCAGGCCGGCUUUACUGAUCCAUAUAAAGAGCCAUCUAGGCAACGAAAUUGUCACUGAUAUUCUAACAAGCGUUGAUUCCAUCAAGUACAACAGCCGGAUGUUCUUCCAGUACACCGUACUAAAAAAACUGUUGGAAGAUAAGAAAUUUGAUCAGUACGUCAAAUAUAUCAAUAAUUAUGAGUUAUUUGUGAAAAACUGGAUAGUGAGCUUCAUUAAAGACAAAUACCGAACAUCGGGAUCGACGGAAACAUUACAAACACGCGUUCUGUCCGACGUUAUGAAGAAAGUCAAGUCUGCUCUUCGGGACCCUGAUAUUCUCCAAAAUACCAGGGUGUCGGACUUUUUGGCCGACGUCUGUGAAACCUUAAAGACGAAACUAGUGAUUUCUCCGAAUGACCUGAAAGUGGUGCUUUUUCAAAAUUCAGCACCCGUUGAGCAGUUUUCUACGGACAUUCAGAGCUUUCUUAACGAGUUAGAAUCUGAAAUAGUAUCAGAAGUGAAAGGUUUGAGCGUGCAGUCAAUACUUGAUGGAGCCACGGUAAAACCCGAGGAUGAGCUGUUUAAGAGAGUGUUUGGCUGUGGGAAGCAGUGUCCCUUCUGCAAGGUCCCCUGUGAGGCUGGAGCUGGUAACCAUAAGGAGCACUUUGCCUCUGUCCAUCGACCAAAGGGUCUUGGAAGAUACAGGUUCGUAGACACGGGUAUUCUCAACUGGGCUGUGUGCUCCACAGAGGUUUUGACAGAUAGAUCAUUCCAGAACUCAGAUACAGAUUGGAAACCCCAUCCCUACAAAGAAUACAGAGCAUUCUACCCUGACUGGCGGAUUCAGCCCGAUGCUAGUAUAAGUGCAUCCGAUUACUGGAAGUUCAUCUUAAAAGAGUAUAAUCAGCAGUUUGCAAAUGAAUACAAAGCUAAGCCGGCCGAGAUUCCAGAAGAUUGGAAUAGUAUAACCGAAGAGCAAGCGCUUCAAAGCCUGAUGGAGACUUUCUUACUUAUGAAAGACUAAGAUGAUGAAAAAAUGUAUUUCGGAGGAUUCUGUAUCUUGUGCAAAUAAUAAUUUAUCUACCUCCCUUUUGGCUACUCAAGUCUGUUUUAUUGAGGAAUUAUCUAGGAACAGAAAUAAUAUUAUACAGACUUGGCAGAAUAAUCUGUAUGUAUAUUCGGUAGCUAAGCCAAUCACCAAUGAUUUACUUGUAGUUGCACUUUGGGCUUCUAUAGAAUUACAUAGAGACCAUCUGACGUCUCAAUAAUCUACAUAUAUAACAAACUGAACUGUUAUUUUUUUUUUUUUUUUAGUCCUUUGGGAACUGUAUGAAAGGGUAGAUGAUUUUAUUUUAAAGGGCACAUACCAGUAGGUAUCAGAAUAGCACUCAAUAGUAAGAAAUCCAAGUCCGGCU
Xenopus tropicalis (tropical clawed frog) is the source of this 5537-nucleotide messenger RNA. RefSeq names its product up-regulator of cell proliferation. Gene Ontology annotation, molecular function: GTP binding. Gene Ontology annotation, cellular component: cytoplasm; nucleus. Lineage: Eukaryota; Metazoa; Chordata; Amphibia; Anura; Pipidae. The coding region runs from base 311 to 5146 and encodes 1611 amino acids. The transcript has 4 exons. The record is from RefSeq and is a predicted model, not a curated record.